Messenger RNA from Pyricularia grisea, 1299 nucleotides. RefSeq lists its product as uncharacterized. NCBI's taxonomy places the organism in Eukaryota, Fungi, Ascomycota, Sordariomycetes, Magnaporthales, Pyriculariaceae. The record is from RefSeq and is a predicted model, not a curated record. Gene Ontology annotation, molecular function: protein binding. The transcript has a single exon. The coding region runs from base 1 to 1299 and encodes 432 amino acids.
AUGUCAGCUCUCACUUCACUCGCCCCUGAGCUACUUCUCCAAAUCUUUGCCGCCCUCGACCUGCGCGGCAGGAUCCGUCUCAGCAGCACAUGCAGUCGCCUCCGCAACUUUGGAGUGAACGAAGUCCGUGUUUUUGAGACCCUUUCCUUCGCAUGGUCUAAGCAGCAUGUUGCGGACUCGGCCCUGCUCGUGGCCCAAACGUACGGUGACAUGGUUCGAACGUUGAGGGUCGUACACAGUGCUCCGCUGUGCUUCUAUCCAGCCGAGGAAGAUAUGCACAAAUGCCACUGCGACGAACCAGGGUCCGAACUACCCACACUGCCUCCCAGCUCAAUAACGCUCCUCCAUGGCAGGGGAUCUGACGGUCCUCUACUGCCUUGUGUUGACAGUCUGGUCAUUGAGUUUCCUGCUACUUAUCCCGAUGGGAAAGAACACCCUUACGGAGAGAUCGACUACGAAGUGCUUGAGCUGUAUUCCGAUGAUUGUUUCGACGAUAGGCACCCGAUAAAGUGUAACAACGCACAUAUCGACGCCAUGUUGCAAUAUUUGGUAGAUAGCAACUACAUAAAGCUCCCUGUUAUCAAAUCACUACGAAUCGUCAACCUGCCGCCGCACAGCUCUGUAUUUUUCGACUCUACAAAUUGGCGUCGUUUCCUGGGUGGCCUGAACCAUCUGGACCUUUGCCUAUACGGCUGGGGCGGCGAUCACCUCACCAACAUCAACAAGCAAGCGUGUUAUCUCGAUUUUGUGGAUGGAAUUGAUAGAAUGAUCCUCAACCAUUUAACUGGGCUCACCAAGCUGGGAUUUCACGUCACCGACCAUGCGCCGCUGGAAGAGCUGCCUUGGAAACCAACGGCCUUGCCACUCUUGAAGGAGUUGGAACUCACCAACGUCGACGUCAACGCCCACCUGCUUUCUUUCCUCAAAUCAUGGAGCAAAGUCGUAAACCGACCAUUAUCCCUGACCUUGACUAACGCAGCCGCGGAUAGCCAGCUUGUGUGGGGCUAUCCAGAAUAUCUGACGUGGGAAGCCUUUUUCGACUGUCUCAUGGCAGAUAAUGUUGGUUUCUCCAAAUUCGAGGUGACGAUGAGGGAGGUGGAUAUGACGGAUGCUAGUGCUGAUUUCACAAACCGAUUGGUUGCCAACCCGCACCUCUUGGUGUUUUCGUACGGCCAGCUCGACGACAAGUAUCGAGACUGGAUGGAUUCCCCGGAGAUGACGACGGAGCGGUUUCUUCUCGGGCGUGAUCAGGCUUCUUAUGAGAAAUUCAUGGCCAAGGUGGGAAACAAACAAACAUAA